Messenger RNA from Fusarium graminearum PH-1, 1134 nucleotides. RefSeq names its product glutaryl-CoA dehydrogenase. Gene Ontology annotation, biological process: fatty acid beta-oxidation using acyl-CoA dehydrogenase; fatty-acyl-CoA biosynthetic process. The transcript has 3 exons. NCBI's taxonomy places the organism in Eukaryota, Fungi, Ascomycota, Sordariomycetes, Hypocreales, Nectriaceae. Gene Ontology annotation, cellular component: mitochondrial inner membrane. The record is from RefSeq and is a predicted model, not a curated record. The coding region runs from base 1 to 1134 and encodes 377 amino acids. Gene Ontology annotation, molecular function: flavin adenine dinucleotide binding; glutaryl-CoA dehydrogenase activity; fatty-acyl-CoA binding.
AUGUCAUUGUUUAGCUGUCGACCGAGGCUUGUCGCCAAGGCCGUCAUUAAGCCAUCAACAUCGCUCUUCCGAUGUGCUUUUACACGUGCACCUUUUCAAUGGCAGGACCCAUUGAACAUGCAGGAGGUCCUGACCGACGAGGAGCGGCUUCAGCCAAGAAUUCUCGAUGCUUAUCGCUCUGAGAACUACGACCGCAAGAUUCUUGAGGAGAUGGGAGAGCUGGGUCUCCUAGGUCCUACCAUUGACGGAUACGGGUGCGCUGGAGUCAGCAGCGUCGCCGCUGGCCUCAUCACCCGUGAGGUUGAGAAGCUUGAGAAGCUAGCACGCGGCAAGCUUAUUAGCUGCUUCGGUCUUACUGAGCCUAACCACGGUUCCGAUCCUGGCUCUCUGGAGACAACUGCCGUUCCCCAUCCCACCAAGAAGGACGCAUACAUCCUCAACGGCGCCAAGACUUGGAUCACAAACUCCCCCAUCGCAGACAUCCUCCUAGUUUGGGCCAAGCUCGAUGGUGUCAUCCGCGGUUUCGUCAUUCAGCGUGACCAGUGCGCUCCUGGAACCCUAGAGACCCCUACCAUCAAGGAUAAGAACGGUCUUCGUGCUUCCAUCACUGGUAUGAUCCAGAUGGACGGUUGUGUUGUUCCUGCCGCCAACGUGCUUCCCAACGUUACUGGUCUCAAGGGCCCCUUUGGCUGCCUCAACUCAGCUCGCUACGGCAUCGCAUGGGGAACUAUUGGUGCCCUUGAAGACCGUCUUGACCGUGCACGAACCUAUACUCUCGAACCAAAGCAGUUCAACAAGCCUCUCGCCCAGUUCCAGCUCAUUCGGAAGAAGCUUGCCGACGCCUCGACAGACGCCGCUUUUGGUCUCCAGGCUGCCCUGCAAGUUGGCCGUCUGAAGGACAAGGGUCUUGCGGCCCCUGAGAUGAUUUCAAUGAUUAAGAGGCAGAACUGUGACCGCGCUCUAUCCGGUGCUCGCACGUUGCAGGAGGUCUUUGGUGGCAACGUUGCAAGCGAUGAGUACCACAUUGGACGUCACGUUGCCAACCUUUUCGUUACACAGAAGUAUGAGGGACAGAGCGAUGCUCACGCGCUGGUCCUCGGACGUUCAAUUACUGGCUUGCAGGCCUUCUUUUGA